This is a messenger RNA of Morone saxatilis (striped sea-bass), 847 nucleotides long. Its product is annotated as 14-3-3 protein beta/alpha-1-like. The record is from RefSeq and is a predicted model, not a curated record. Gene Ontology annotation, biological process: signal transduction. Gene Ontology annotation, cellular component: cytoplasm. The coding region runs from base 224 to 847 and encodes 207 amino acids. NCBI's taxonomy places the organism in Eukaryota, Metazoa, Chordata, Actinopteri, Moronidae. The transcript has 5 exons.
AACCGCCCCGUUCCACCAGCUCAGUUGUAUUUUCGCUGCUACUGCCGUUCUUUGCCUUUCUGACCAACCUCUCAAAUCGGACCAAUUUGAGGAGCAAAUUUGGACGUCGCUUCUAACGUUACUGUGGGGGAAUAACAUCGCCUUGCUACAAGCAACAUAACAGUCCUUGACUGUCACAUACAUCCGGAUUUCUGCUUUCUCAGUCCACAAAAAUAUAUAAACUAUGGAUAGAGGGGAUCUUAUUCAGAAGGCCAAGCUGGCGGAGCAGGCUGAGCGCUACGACGACAUGGCAGAGAGCAUGAAGGGGGUUACAGAGAUGGGAGGCGAGCUGUCAAACGAGGAGAGGAACCUGCUGUCCGUCGCCUACAAAAACGUGGUCGGGGCGAGGCGGUCCGCAUGGAGGGUGAUGUCCAGUAUCGUAGUGAAGAACGAGGCGGGGUGCGAGAAGAAGCAGCAGAUGAUAAAGGAGUAUCGGGAGAAGGUGGAGAAGGAGCUGAAGGAAAUCUGCAACAACGUUUUGAAACUGCUGGAUGAUUAUUUAAUUAAAAACUCCACAAGUCCCGAGAGCACAGUGUUCUAUCUAAAGAUGAAGGGCGACUACUAUAGAUACCUCGCCGAGGUUGCAACUGGAGAUGAGAAAACAAAGACCGUUGAAAGCUCGCAGCAAGCAUACCAGGAAGCGUCUGACAUCAGCAAUGAAAAGAUGGACUCCACACAUCCCAUCCGCUUGGGCUUGGCGCUUAACUUCUCCGUCUUCUACUAUGAGAUCAAGAACUCCCCAGAAAAAGCCUGCGAAUUGGCUAAAAAGGUCUGCAGACUGUCUAAGAACUUCUUCCACCAGAAAUGA